AUGAAGGUCUUCACCACACUGAUGUUGCUUUCAGUUGGUGCGUCUCAGACAAUGGCAUUGGUGAUACCACGCGCCAUGGCUGCUGGCCCUGUCGCCGAGGAGGCCGUUCCUGAGUACAGCAAGAGAUCCAUGGUUGUUGGCCCUGUCGCCGAAGAGGCUGUCCCUGAGUACAGCAAGUGA
Molecule: messenger RNA, 180 nt
Organism: Penicillium cinerascens
Lineage: Eukaryota; Fungi; Ascomycota; Eurotiomycetes; Eurotiales; Aspergillaceae
Exons: 1
Coding region: 1-180 (59 amino acids)
Source: RefSeq, a predicted model, not a curated record